Molecule: messenger RNA, 2673 nt
Organism: Chaetomium fimeti
Lineage: Eukaryota; Fungi; Ascomycota; Sordariomycetes; Sordariales; Chaetomiaceae
Exons: 3
Coding region: 1-2673 (890 amino acids)
Biological process (GO): DNA recombination; DNA biosynthetic process; lagging strand elongation
Cellular component (GO): nucleus
Molecular function (GO): DNA ligase (ATP) activity; DNA binding; ATP binding
Source: RefSeq, a predicted model, not a curated record
AUGUCGAGCCCGGCAAAGAAACGGAAGCUCAAUUCGGGGGCUAAGCAGAAAUCCGCACCCGUCAAGGGACUAGAGUACUUCUUUGCGAAACAGAGACAGAAUGGCUCCUCAUCCAACACCCCAUCGAGCCAAGAGAGCCCGGCUCCACCGAGCCAACCGAGCGACCUCGAUGGCUCUUUGACGGAUGAGGAGCUUGCGAAGAAGCUUCAAGCCGAGUGGGAUGCUGAAGUCAGGGGCAGUUCGGGCCAAAAUACUCCGCGACCCCAAGACCAGAGUCCCGAUGUUGCUGUUGCUGAUGCUGAACCCUCGACAUCGGAGACACGCACUUCUGUAGAACCAAGCCCACCACCCUCUUCAACCCCAGCCCUUCAAGCCGUGAAACCUACAAAUACAUUGUCCCUUUCUUCAGCUGCCGCCACUGCAGACCAAAUAACGGCCGCUAUUCCAUUAGAUGAAAACCCACUGACCUUCGACCCAACUACGUACAUUCCACAACUACAAGAGAUUUGGGCCGCUGAGGGUGGCGAUGCCUCCUAUGCGUUGCUCACGCGAUGCUUUGUGUUAGUCAAUGGUACCCAGAGCCGGAUCAAGAUCGUCGACACUCUCGUCAACUGCAUCCGGCUGCUUAUCGGGGGAGAUCCCGCCAGUUUACUGCCCGCGGUCUGGCUGGCAACAAACGCCAUAUCGCCACCAUACAUCUCAAUGGAGCUUGGGCUCGGCGGCGCUGCGAUCUCCAAAGCGCUCAAACAAGCUUGUGGGCUGGACCAAAGGGCACUUAAAGCGCUCUACGACAAGCUUGGCGAUCCAGGGGACGUGGCAUUCGAGGCCAAAAAGAAGCAAAGCUUCACACUUCGGAAACCGAAGCCCCUGACCAUCAGAGGGGUUUUCCAGUCGUUAGUCAAGAUUGCGACCGCUCAAGGUCAGGGCAGCGGCGAUGUCAAACAGCGGUUUGUGGAUAGACUGUUGCAAGAUGCACGGGGAGGGGAGGAGAGCCGGUACAUUGUCAGAACACUCUGCCAACAUCUCCGGAUCGGCGCCGUGAAGACAACGAUGCUUAUUGCCCUCUCACGAGCAUUCCUGCUGUCCAAACCACCCAACGCAGCCUUCGCCACACGGGAUGUGCAGGAGCUAGCUAAGCUCAAGAAGGAGGAGCUGGCCGAAAUAUGGGCUAGGGGUGAAGAACUCGUGAAAGCUUCCUACGCGCGGCAUCCCGAUUACAACGACCUCAUACCUGUCCUACUUGAGAUCGGCAUAUCUGAGGAGCUUCUUGUCCGGUGCGGACUCACAAUACACAUCCCCCUGCGGCCAAUGUUGGGGAGUAUCACUCGCGACCUCUCUGAGAUGCUCACCAAACUUCAAGGGCGCGAUUUUGCUUGCGAGUACAAGUACGACGGACAACGGGCGCAGGUCCACUGCGACCCCAAGGGCAAAGUGUCGAUCUUCUCGAGACAUCUCGAACUCAUGACGGACAAGUACCCGGACCUGGUGGCCCUGGUUCCCAAGAUCCGGGGCGACGGCGUUGAGAGCUUCAUAAUGGAGGGCGAGGUGGUGGCUGUUGACCGUGCCACCGGCGAGUUGAAGAACUUCCAGACACUCACAAACCGCGCUCGGAAAGAUGUCAGCAUCGGGGCUAUCUCCAUCGACGUGUGCCUCUUCGCCUUUGACCUGAUGUACCUCAACGGCGAAUCACUCCUCGAUCAGCCCUUCCGACGGCGGCGGGAUCUGUUGCGGUCUCUCUUUGUGGAAAUACCCCGCCACUUCACCUGGGUCAAAAGCCUGGACGCCACAUCCCAGGACUCCGAACCCGUCCUCGAGUUCUUCAAAUCCGCCCUCGACAGCAAAUGCGAAGGCAUCAUGGUCAAAACCCUCGACAACCUACCCAACCUUGAGUACCGCGGCGACGAACCCGACCAACCAUCCGAGGAGCCAUCCGACACAAAGCCCACAUCAAAGAAAACCACCAAACCAAAACGACCCAAAACCACCACCCCCACCACAACAACAACAUCAACCACACCGACAACCUCACCCCCCAAAACCCGCCGCAAACCCCUCCUCGCCACCUACGAGCCCGACAAGCGCCUCGACUCCUGGCUCAAAGUCAAAAAGGACUACGCCGCGACGUCAGACACGCUCGACCUCGUCCCGAUCGCCGGCUGGCACGGGCAAGGGCGCAAGGCAGCGUGGUGGUCGCCCAUCCUGCUCGCGGUGCGCAACGACGAGACGGGCUGCCUCGAGGCGGUGUGCAAGUGCAUGUCGGGGUUUACGGACGUGUUUUAUAAGGCGAAUCGGGCGUUUUAUGAUGAUGGGAGUGGGGGUGGUGGGGGGAGGACGAAUACGCUCGCGCGCAAGCCGGGGUUUGUGGACUACGACGGCCCGGCGCCAGAUGUGUGGUUUGAGCCACAGGAGGUGUGGGAGGUGGCGUUUGCGGAUGUCACGGUCAGUCCGACGUACACGGCGGCGAUUGGGCUGGUCAAGGAGGAUCGCGGGUUGAGUUUGCGGUUUCCGAGGUUUUUGAGGAAGAGGGAGGAUAAGGGGGUGGAGGAGGCCAGCACGAGCGGGUUCUUGGCGGGAUUGUGGAGGAAGCAGGAGGCGAAGGCGCCUGGGGUGGGGGAGAAGAAGACCGGGGAUGGUGUGCAGGAGGGGGAGGAGGACGAUGUCAUGGAGGAAUGA